AUGUCGUUAGAUCUAAGUUUUUUCGAAAGUGUAGAUUCUGCAAUGGAAGUAGAAACAGUUCGAGAAUAUGACAAAACUUGUCGUAAUCUUAUUGCAGUUUUGAAUAGAGUUCAUUCCGUUCACUUUGAAGAAGUUGCCCAAUCGGUGAUUGAUAGAAUUGGAGAAGUGAAACAACACUUAGAAAACUUAUCUCAAAUAGUUCCAUAUCAACAAUAUUAUAGUGACCUUUGGACAAGAACUGUUCAAUCAUCACUUUUCAUUGUAUCAUUUGCAUUUUAUCUUUCAACUGAAAGAUUAAUUACAACAAAUGAAAUUGAAUCAUUGUUUGGUGACUUUCAUAUAUCUAUUGAAGAAUGUCUUCACGGUUAUGUCACGUUGACUAGCGAAUUGUCACGACUUGCUAUUAACUCAGUAACAGCAGGAGAUUACGAUAGACCUUUAAGAAUUUCCAAAUUUGUAAAAGAAUUAUAUUCAGGAUUUCAAUUAUUGAAUUUGAGAAAUGAUUUAUUGAGAAAAAGAUUUGAUGGAAUUAAGUAUAACAUUAAGAAAAUUGAAGAAGUUGUGUAUGAUAUUUCUCUAAGAAAAUUAUCCUCAAGCAGUAAAUCGGAUAGUGUAAAUUUUACUGGUGGCGAUGAUGAUUUAUGA
Messenger RNA from Diversispora eburnea, 645 nucleotides. NCBI's taxonomy places the organism in Eukaryota, Fungi, Glomeromycota, Glomeromycetes, Diversisporales, Diversisporaceae. The record is from the annotation of a GenBank genome assembly.